AUGGUGGGAAGUUCGAGAUUUGCCUUUAGUGACAAAGCCUUCCCUACUGAAUUAUACAUUAUUUCUGGAUAUGGGAUUGUGGGCCUCUACACCACUUUUGCUCUUGUUGUAUCCCGUGUUGUGAGGGGAUUUGUGGCAGGCACUUCCUCCAAUAUCAUGUUUGAUGACAUGCCUUACGUUGACAGAGUGUUACAGCUUUGCAUGAAUAUUUAUCUGGUGCGAGAAAGUGGCGAAUUCACUCUUGAGGAAGAUCUGUUUGCUAAGCUGAUAUUCCUGUACAGGUCUCCUGAAAUGCUUAUAAAAUGGACCAGACCACCAGAACUUGAGGUUGAAGCUGGUGAGGAAAUGCCGAGAUUACCAGGAAUCAGGCCUUGAAGAUGAACCUUGAAGGUCUAGAAUUGAUUUAAACUCUAUUUAUCAAGAACAGUUUCCAUUGUUGAAUUGAAAUUUCGGUUUCAAGUGAUUGGAAAUCUAGUCAAAAGAAACCUAUUCAAAU
Molecule: messenger RNA, 496 nt
Organism: Parasteatoda tepidariorum (common house spider)
Lineage: Eukaryota; Metazoa; Arthropoda; Arachnida; Araneae; Theridiidae
Source: RefSeq, a predicted model, not a curated record